AUGCGGCAAAUGGCGCAGCGACGACUGCUUGUGCAGCAAUCAGCCGAUGCAGCGGCACAAGCUGCGGUGACUCCGGCGGUACCGGUCGCCACUUCCAGUCCACCGCCGGCCGCCGAUCCCCAGCCUACAGGUAUCCCUAUCCAAUCAGUGUAUACUACUCAUGUCGCGCACGCGGGCCCGCCGCCUCCGGCCCCAAAACCCCCGCCCGAACAGCCAUGGAUGAGACGCCCCCUUCGAGGGGGUCGUCGGCCUUGGCCCCCAGUUCAGCCUUCCCCGCCUCAGCUGAACGUCAGCAGCGGGAGUUAUCACGUUCUCCAGGAGGUUGGUAGGGCAGAGGAGGGUCCGUCUUCCCCAUUUGAAGGAAGUGUCGCCUCUGCACCUCCGCAGCCGGGGACUGGAGGCUCCCCGACUCCUGCUUUUUCGGCACGGCUGUCCCACUCUCGGCUUCUGCCGGAGGAUCGGGCCCGGAAACAAGCAGCCGGUAUCCGGGGCCCGGCGGUAGUUACCGCGGGUCCGGCUCUCCUGACCCAGCAUCGACGGGAACGUCUGACUUGCGAAAAGCUUUUAAAGCUGCUGCCGAAUCGGCAAUAUCACUCGAUACCCAUGGAUCCUAAGCCGCCAGCGGAACCCAUCCACAUGGGCGAGCUUGUGAGUAUUCUGGGACUUCGGGAGAUUAACACCCCAGCGAACGGCAAUUGUUUGGCGAUAGCUCUUGCUCAAGCGGUGGCUGAGUCUGCCUUGACCGCCCCUACCAAGGACCAGGAGCUUCUCACGGCUUGCAUCAAACGAGGUAUCACGUGUACAGGACUCUUGAACUUGGAGGAUCAGCUCCCUCACGACCUGCGGGUGCAGGCACUUAAGAAUGUGGGCCGUGGGUGGGCGUCGAUGACGCGCACAGAGUCGGCUUCUCAAUUCCGCUGGUUUUUGACGGACUUUGCGGCCACCCCAUCGGGGCGAACUUCGCAUGCGCCUACGGACUGUUGGGGGGCAGUGACACACUCGGCAUGGCAGCCACGUUUUUACAGAGAGACAUCUUUGUCGUUCAACGCGAGGAAGCCACCCCUCAGUGGCGUUGCCGCGAGUAUCACCCCGUUUCGAUGA
Molecule: messenger RNA, 1101 nt
Organism: Peronospora matthiolae
Lineage: Eukaryota; Oomycota; Peronosporomycetes; Peronosporales; Peronosporaceae
Source: the annotation of a GenBank genome assembly